AUGAAAUUAUCAUUGCCAGCAGCUUUAGCAGUCCUUGCAAUCCUGCGAGAAGGUACGUCAGAGGUUAAAGUUAUUCAUCAAUAACUCCAUGAACGUUUUAUGUCGUACGAACUACUUUGAAGACAGUAAUAUUUACCAUUUCCUCCUCGGUAAAGGAAAAACUUUACAUCUACCUAUCUCUUAAUUAUAAAUAUUUACCCUUUUAAAAGAAAAUUCAAGAGGUUAUCUUUUUGUGGUUCGUGCAGCGUAAUAGGCUGGCUUGGAAAUAGCUAGGAUUCUGCUCAUUUCUAUCAAGGCUUUUCCCGGAAAUCAUCUGAAUCGCGUGAUUCUUAAUUGUUUCAUUUCACGAUUUCGAUUAUCUUUAGUUUGUGGAAAUAAGGAUGGAACUGAAUGCGAACAAAGGACAGAAGAUGGCAAAUGUUGUGUGUUUCCAUUCACAUUUAUGGGUGAAAAGAUGCAUUUUUGUAUCAGUGGGGGACCCUCCGAAGAUGACUGGUGUGCGACUACAGAUGACUUUGACCGGGACGGAGAAUGGGGUCGCUGUACGGGUAACUAACUUCACUUUUAACUAAGCAGGGAUGAAUGUGGAAAAGCAGCCAUGAUAGUAACACUGUGAGAAAUAUUGAUUAGAAAAGUUCCUAUUGGCGUCAAACCUCCUUUUCAUCGUAACAUGUGGAAAUGUAAUCAAGUUCCAAGUGGUAAUGUAAUCAAUUUGCUGUCGAGGUUCGCGUACCAUUAAAUUGCACAUAAUUUGAAAUGCUUUUUAUUUUCAAACGCUUUUUCAUACAAUGAACCUUCUCCUCUUCAGUGGAAUCGCUUUUUCAAGCUCUAGAAAAACCCCAGGAAUAUUACUUUUUUUAACUUUGUAAACACAUAUUCGCCAAAUGCUUUAAAACGCAAAUUAAAAAAGUUAUUGGUUAAGGACAGCUCCCGUUUAGAAACUUAAAGUUUGUAUUUUUUACCAUUUCUCCCCUGGGAGAUAGAGAGUGUUCAGCAACUAGGUAUCUUAACUUUACCUUCUCGAUCUGUUAUGAUGAUCAAAUGAUUCAUUUUUUUUUUUUUACAAAUAUAUAGGAGUAAAAUGUUACAUUUGCUCCAGUGAUGUCUCCUGGUCGGACUGUGAAAACCAGCAGCAAGCCCACAACUGUCCGUAUAUGCACGAUCAGUGUCUGACACUCAGCAAGGAGGCAGGAGUCACUAACACAAGCCUGCUCUUCCUAAAGAGAUGCACAUCUAACACUCAAUGUACAGCGUAUAAUCCAACUUGCGAUCGUCCCGAUGUUCUAAAGUGCGACUUCAGCUGCUGCAUGGGAGAUUUUUGUAACGCUGCCUCGCUGCCUUGUUCGGCGGUUGGUAGUUUUGUUCAUAUGGCUGCGUGGAUUUUUUACAUGUAUGGCUGA
Pocillopora meandrina is the source of this 1400-nucleotide messenger RNA. The record is from the annotation of a GenBank genome assembly. NCBI's taxonomy places the organism in Eukaryota, Metazoa, Cnidaria, Anthozoa, Scleractinia, Pocilloporidae.